CGGCAGCCACGGGUGUAAACACUGGAAAAAGUCAGUGCAAGUCUGUCAGUGUCCGUGUGAGGUUAUGCUCCUCCUUCCCUCUAACUUAGGAUAUGUUGUCAAAUUAAGUGAAUACCAGGUGCAGCUAAUAUGUACACCAUGAAAAAUAAUGUAAUGCCAUCUGUCAUUAAGUGCAUCCUCUUCCAUUUAAGUGAUAUUUAAACUCAGAAAAAUAUAAAAGGAAAUGUUUUAUGUGAUGUGUUUGAAGAAAAUUGAUAUUUUACUUUCUAAUAUUGGAAAAAAAGAAAUUAACAUAAUAUGGUACUGUGAAAUUAUGAAAAUUCAAAUUUAAGUGAAACAAUGAUGUGCUUUGUAAAAUUAGAAAGGUUCCAGGAGCCUUUCAUAGUGUUUUAUCUUGGUUAUUCUUCUUGAAAAAUCCUUACUUCUAGUCAAAAUGGGGUCACGGAAUGUGGUUGCUGCGUGUAUCCUGGUUACUGGAAGUGUCUACCAGGUCUUUGCAUAUCCCAUAGACCCUGAUGGGUUGGGCAGGGAGGGUGGCUGGAGCAGUAGGGACUAUAUCAAUGCAGCAUUGGGAGUUGCUGCACUGCUCUCCUCUGUGACCACCCUCCUUGCAUGUGUGUGUUGUAAACGUGCUCGAGGAUUCAAGCGCUCAGAUUCAGGACUGCAGGAGUUGAGUUCAGUGUCGUCACGAGUAGAGGGCAGCACUACUACCAUCAACCAUGGCCCCCGUGAGGAGUUCACAAUGUUCCCACCAGCAGGCAUCUCUCAGCUGUCACUCUCCACUACACAGGUAAGCCACACACAUCACUCACGGCUCCUGCAAAUGAGACCAGUUUCUCAGAAAUUUAUUAGAACUUAAAGUAAAUAUGAGACAUACAAGAUUAAGGGAAUUGAAAAAAGUUGGGUAGUAUAUCCAUUACUGAUAACUUCAUAUUUAUUAAAUAACUUCAUAUUUAUUAAAUAUCUUCAACGACAAAGAUUUGUUUGGAAUCGAGAAAAUUUUUUGAAGACUAAAGACGCAAAGUCCUGCAUUUCUUUAAUAUUAAGGCCAACAUGGUUAAUUUAUUAUGUACCUGAUAUUCAUUCUCUUGUAUAAUUCAUCUCCGAGGAAUUGGCAACAGCAUAUUCCCUCACCUUCGUCUGCGUUCUAGUUUAUGAUCCUGGUAAAUUUUAACUCUCUUUCAAAGGACCUUCCGGAUUACUAGGUGUAGGUUUGGAAAUUUUCAUGCUUGAAGCUACUGCCUUCUUCUAGUAAGUAAUCUCUAGUGGGUGGUUUUUAGAAGAUAGUUUGUGGAAGGUAUGGAUAAUAUUGUCUCAGGGUUUACUAGUUUGUGUAUGUAUAUCUUAUCAGGCUAGACUAUGAGGGAGUUAGAUCUGUUGAAACAAUUACGAGUUCCCGUAACGAGUGUAAAUUCAGGGGUGGAAAAUUCCAGAAAUAGUGUACGAGUAGGGAUAUUCAAUAAAUUUAUCAUCAACAGUCAGAGAAAUGACUUAGACAAAUUAAAAAACUGCCUGUAUCAGACAUACCCUAGGAAACUAUUAUGAGCACCCUGAACCCUCGCCAGUGCUUGGAAAAGAACAUAAGAGAGGAGGAACACUGGAGCAGGCCUACUGGCCUAUACUAGGCAAGGGCACUAUAGGCACCAUAAGAGAACAUUGUAUCAACCUCCGUGGGCCCAGACUGUUUAACACACUUCCAUAAGAUAUCAGAAACAUUGCUGGAACAAAAUUUGAAGUUUUGAAGAGGAGAUUGGUCAUGUACCUCUGCCAAGUGCCAGAUCAACCAGGCAGUGAUGAAUAUGUGGGUCAGCGGGCUGCUGGCAGUAAAAGCUUGGUUGAUCAGGUAAACACCAGAGAAACAUAGACCAGAGUAGGAAAACUCUCGAAAGCUCUCAAAGGUACAUCAAAGUUAUUAAGAGUCUGGACUCUCGGAUGUUGAUACAAUGUUCUCUUAUUGAGCCCACGGCGUCCCUGCUUUUUACUGGGUUUAUUUUACAUUUUCUCCCACAUCUCUCACUCUGUUAUGGCAGUGUGCAGAUCAGGGACCAGUUCCUCAAAUGCUUUCCACAUAUACUGUAUUAUUCAAAACCAUAGGGGGAGUUGAAUAAUAGCUCUAGGUCUUUCGUGGUGCAAUCAUCACAUCAGGAGCUUGAUUGUUGCAGAAAUGGAUAAGAGAUCUCAGCAGAUUCGCUCAGAGGCACGCGGGAGCAUUCCGAGAGGUCUAGAGCUUUCAGUCAACCCCUCCUGUGGUUAUUUUGCAUCUUGUAUAGGUUAUUCGCGAUUCUUGCAUAUUAUACUGUAUUAUGUAUCUCUCCUUUGUUCCUGCAAAUACAUAUUAAGGACUUUAAGACAUUCCCAGUAAUUU
This is a messenger RNA of Cherax quadricarinatus, 2365 nucleotides long. RefSeq lists its product as uncharacterized. The record is from RefSeq and is a predicted model, not a curated record. Lineage: Eukaryota; Metazoa; Arthropoda; Malacostraca; Decapoda; Parastacidae.